Salmo salar (Atlantic salmon) is the source of this 411-nucleotide messenger RNA. NCBI's taxonomy places the organism in Eukaryota, Metazoa, Chordata, Actinopteri, Salmoniformes, Salmonidae. The record is from RefSeq and is a predicted model, not a curated record.
AUGUCUAGGAACUCUAUACUGAAGGAAGAAAGUAUCCGGAUGGGAGGGGUCAUGCUCAGGAAGAUGAUGGACUCUGGGCAGCUAGACUUCUAUGAACACAGCACUCUGUGCACCAACACGUGUCGUAGCACCAAGUUUGACCUGCUGAUCAACAACACACGCUUCCCCCCUGAUGGCAGCGGACUCACCACACCCAUCUCCUCACAAGCCCAGGUGGUGAUAGGUAAUGGUGGCCAGGUUGCCAUGACAACAGAGGAGAGGUCAGAUGUUCUGACCAGAACAGUGGAGUGGAGUUCAGGGGCAGUUGUCAUGGAGACCGAGAAGGAAACCAGUGACAUACAGUGUCAGAUCCUAAGAAAAAGAGCCUGGUCGAAUGGAGAGGAGCUGAACUUAGCUGAGCUGAGAGGGUAG